AUGUUUGUGCACGGGAAAGCACUGAAUGCAGUGAGUGUGCGACAAAACGGGCGAGUUGUAUGUCUAGCUGAGCGGCCGCGAGGUUCCGGCGGAACGGCUCGCAUCAAGCCCGCUUGGGCUGGCACCGACGAGUUGCUGUCGAAGCUCACGAACUUGCUCAUUCAGACACCGUGGGUGUAUCGCAUUCUGAAGAAGCAAGCAAAAGCGGUUAUGGUACGGACAGCAGCGUCGCGUGGCAUUGACUGGAGCGGUUGUGCUGCUGCUUUAGAAGAAGCGGGUGUUUCAAAGUACUUUGCACCGCGCACAGACCUGGUGUACCCCGCAUACUACACCAAGCCGUUUCAUGCGUACGAUGAGGGAAACUUGUGCUGGCUGGCCGCGUAUGAGGUAGAGCCGGCAACCUACGCCAUGGCGCUUCGCGUAUGGCCCCAGGAGCGGGAGCUUUCCUGGCGAGACGCCCAGCGACGUCUGCGUCACUGCUUUCUUGACCAGGUCACGCGCUUCAUGGCGGACCCCGGAGACUUGCGAAUCGACCGUGUGCGUUUCACGCUGGAUGUUGGCUGUGGCGCUGGAAUCAGCACACGCUUCCUCGCAGAGUACCUGGCGCGCAACAUACCCCGAGACGACGCUUUGCGCGUGCUCGGUAUCGACCCGUCACCGUAUUUCCUGGCCGUGGCCAACUUGCGGAACGAAAAGGCGAACGCGCUAGAUGUGCAGAGACUUCCGCCAAACGUUCGCAUUGAAUACCAGCAAGCAUUGGGCGAAUCGCUGCCGCUUGCUGACAGUGUCGUGGACCUGGUUACACUACAGUUCGUCCUGCACGAGUUGCCGCGAGAUGCAGCCGAGUCUGUCUUUCGUGAGCUUGUGCGAGUCACUCGAGACCGUGGCUGCAUCGCAAUGGUGGACAACAACCCGCGCUCGCCCGUCAUCCAAAACUUGCCGCCGGCGCUCUUCACGCUUAUGAAAUCAACGGAGCCGCAUUCCGACGAUUACUACACUUUUGACGUGGAAGCAUGUUUGCGCCAGAUUCCCGGGAUCGAACGGGUUCAGGUGACGGCAUGCGAUCCUCGCCAUCGUGCCAUCCUUUGCCGUGUUCGUAAAUCUACGUAG
This is a messenger RNA of Cyanidioschyzon merolae strain 10D, 1110 nucleotides long. RefSeq lists its product as hypothetical. The record is from RefSeq and is a predicted model, not a curated record. The transcript has a single exon. NCBI's taxonomy places the organism in Eukaryota, Rhodophyta, Bangiophyceae, Cyanidiales, Cyanidiaceae. Gene Ontology annotation, molecular function: S-adenosylmethionine-dependent methyltransferase activity. The coding region runs from base 1 to 1110 and encodes 369 amino acids.